UGCAUUCAGAUAUGUGCUAUGCAAAUGACAUGGAAAAAUGCUUUGCUGAAGAAAUCUUCCAUGAUAGUCAAACCAACAGGUAGAAGUUAAAGGAGAAUGCGAGUGUGCAAUGAAGGGCAGCAUGCUACAGCAGCACCUGACUGUGGGACUGUUCCUCCUUUCUGAUCUCUUCCUAAAAGGUUUGACGUCUAUCAUUGUAGGUCCUUCGAUGUUGAAUGCUUCGCUUGGCAAGACGCUGAGUGUAAAGUGUCAAUAUAAAGCAGGUUAUCAUAACUACGUUAAAUACUGGUGCAAAGGCUCUGAUUGGGGUUCCUGUACAUACGUCGUUAAGACUGAUGGGACUGAGGAAGAAAAUAGAGUUGGCAGAACUGUUAUCAAGGACAAUCACACGGAACUUGAAUUCACAGUGAGAAUGGAGACCAUCACAAAGGAAGAUGCUGGCAUUUAUUGGUGUGCCAUAGAAAAAUACGCAUCUGAUUUAAAUUGGAAAGUAAAUAUUACAGUAACCAUAGAGCUGCCACCUACCAGUAUGACAACAACGGGAUCUAUUUCCACCACCUCAACCUUCCCUACUGAAACUACACAGAGAAGUCCAAAUAAAGACGUUGAUCUCAUCAUCCUGCUACCCGUGCUUCUUGGGUUACUGAUACUAAUUUUAGGUGGAACGACACUGUUGAUGUGGAAGCUAAAGAAGAAAAAAGUUACUAAAAACUCUAAGGUUUCUCCUUCAUCUGAUCAAGCCACAGAUGGCACAGAAGUGGCAUAUACAACUGUGAUACCAACUCGGUCUUUUGCUCCUAAGUCUCAGGUUUCUGAAAACACAGAAAAGGUUGAUUAUGCGUCCUUCAGAUUUUCUACCUUAAAUGACCAACCUAUCUACGCUAAUGCGUGAAAAGAAGACAAUCAAGCCACUCCUGAGAAGUUCUCAUUAUAGGAACUGGAAAAAGAAAGAUUCAGAACCUUCUCUGUCGUCCUGUUCCAGCUGCUCCAAUAGAAGACCGCAACCCUUCGGCAUCCCUUACAUUACUGCAGAGAUGCAAUAAAAUAAAGGCCAUCCUUUUGACCUAAGUGGAAUGGCACUCCAGAGCCAUCUUCAGUGACUUGUGUGUUAAGCCAGAGUAUCUAAAAACUGUCCUUCUGGGCUACAACGUCCACAAUUCCACAGCCAAGCCACCCACCGGUUUGUGUGAUAUGUUUUGUUGUUCAACCCUUUGAAAAUCCCCUGGUUUUGCUCCUCCCUUAGGACAAUCUUGCCAAUAGCCUCAGGAUUCAUUCAAGCACAGAGACUAUUUAAAUCCAGCAGAGUACCUAAGCGAUUCUGCAGGUAAAGAUUAGUAUCUGAGUAACCUGGCAGGUAAACAUCCUUGCUUAGGGUUUUUUUUCCCCCCAUCAGUUGUAGCAGAAGGAAAUAAAAGCUAUAGAUUUCUUCUAUUGGUUCUGCUGUGAGGCCACCA
Messenger RNA from Pantherophis guttatus, 1454 nucleotides. The record is from RefSeq and is a predicted model, not a curated record. Lineage: Eukaryota; Metazoa; Chordata; Lepidosauria; Squamata; Colubridae.